AUGUUUCAGGUUCUGAGUGAUCCGCAGAAGAAAGCGGUAUAUGAUCAAUACGGUGAAGAAGGUUUGAGCGACAUGCCUCCUCCAGGGAGCACGGCGUCUAACAACGGAAGAGCCGGUGGUUUUAACCCGAGAAACGCAGAAGAUAUAUUUGCAGAGUUCUUUGGAAGUAGUCCAUUUGGGUUUGGAUCAGCCGGUGGUCCCGGAAGGUCAACGAGGUUUCAAUCAGACGGAGGAGGAAUGUUUGGUGGAUUCGGUGGUAACAACGGAAGCGAUAACAAUAUAUUCAGAACGUACAGCGACGGGACUGCUCCUAAGAAACCUCCACCGGUUGAGAGUAAAUUGCCUUGUACCCUUGAAGAAUUGUAUUCUGGAUCAACUAGGAAAAUGAAGAUCUCUAGAUCCAUUGUUGAUGCUAACGGGUAA
Microthlaspi erraticum is the source of this 423-nucleotide messenger RNA. NCBI's taxonomy places the organism in Eukaryota, Viridiplantae, Streptophyta, Magnoliopsida, Brassicales, Brassicaceae. The record is from the annotation of a GenBank genome assembly.